Molecule: messenger RNA, 882 nt
Organism: Lodderomyces theae
Lineage: Eukaryota; Fungi; Ascomycota; Pichiomycetes; Serinales; Debaryomycetaceae
Exons: 1
Coding region: 1-882 (293 amino acids)
Biological process (GO): intracellular protein transport; SNARE complex disassembly
Cellular component (GO): vacuolar membrane; SNARE complex
Molecular function (GO): syntaxin binding; soluble NSF attachment protein activity
Source: RefSeq, a predicted model, not a curated record
AUGUCAGACCCAAGAGAACUAAUUGCUGAAGCAGAGAAACUACUUAAGCCACAGCUGGGGUUUUUUCUGUUUAUAUCGGGCCUGUCUCAAUCUAUUCGUAAAGAAGAUGCAACUGAUUUAUACAUUCAAGCCGCUAAUAGUUACAGAUUGAAGAAGGACUUCAACCAAGCGGGCAACCAAUUUGUAAAGGCAGCGGAAGUGCAAGAGAGCUUGAGCAACCAUAAUGAUGCUGCAAAUCAUUUGGUUGAGGCGUACAAAUGUUACAAGUCAACAUCUCCUACCAAUGCCAUUGAUGCAUUGUCGAAAGCAAUCCACAUUUUUUUGACCCAAAAUGGACAAUUCAGAAGAGCCGCUAACUUCACCAUGGACUUGGCUGAAUUGUAUAAAGGUGUUGGGGAUACCGCUAAUGCCAUCAAGAGUUACGAGCAGGCUGGUGACUACUUUACAACAGAUAACGCUGAAGCUCUUUCAAACAAGGCAUUCCUUAAAUGUGCAGACUUAUCGGCGGCAAGCGGUGACUACAAGAAGGCCGUUGAAUUGUACGAUGUUGUGAUUAAAAACCUGUUGAACAACUCUUUGACAAAAUGGAGUUUAAAAGACUAUUUUUUCAAAUCUCUAUUGUGUGUCUUGUGUACUGAGGAUGUGGUGGAAACAGAAAAAAGGAUGGAAAAGUAUUCGCAGGGUGAUCCCAAUUGGCCUGAAACCAGGGAAUACAAGUUAAUCGAGGGAAUUUUGGAGAGCAUCAACAAUGGUGAUGUCGAGGACUAUUCCGAUAAAGUAUUUGAUUAUGACAAGUUCAGCAAACUUGAUAAAUUGAAGACCCAAUUGUUGUUGAAGAUAAAGACAUCGGUGGUUGACAAUGAUGAAGUCGAUAUUUUGUAG